GCUAUUGUGAUGUCAGCAGAGGGCUGCCACGUCACAGCGUUGUCACCAGGAGGUUUUCCUGGUGCCCACAAGGCCUCAGCGUCCAGAGCAGCUCUUGGCGUGCUCCUUGCAGGAGGAUCACCUCGUCUGAGCUGUUCUCAGAUUACGGCCGGUGUUCCUUUUGUCUCUGUAUUUUCUUGCACAGUCCUUGGACUGGUGCAAGUGUCCUGUUUUUACCCUUUUUACUUGCACAGUCUCAGGACUUGUGCAAGUGUCCUGUUUUACCCCUUUUUUACUUGCACAGUCUCAGGACUCGUGCAAGUGUCCUUUUUUUCCCCUUUUUACUUGCACAGUCUCAGGACUCAUGCAAGUGUCCUGUUUUUCCCCUUUUUACUUGCACAGUCCCAGGACUUGUGCAAGUGGGGUUUUUUUCCAUUUUUGUUUCCUGGCCUACGGACUCGAGCAGCCCUGCUCAAAGGAUGGAGCGAGUCCGUAGAGCAGUCAGCAGCGCCUUUUCAUUGGCGGCUUCUCGGAAAGCUUUUCUUCGUUUGGCUGCUCGCCUCAGAGGUGGAAGGAGUCCAGCGCGCGCUUCGGUCCCGCGAGGAGAGGAUCUUGCCAGUCAGGACUCCUGGGCCCAGACAGGAAAGGCGGAGCGGCAGGAGAGCACGGACAGAGUGCACGGUGCCCAGGAGUUCAGGUGGAAGGAGUUGGCUGCAUUUGAGAGAAAGCGCCACUCCUCACUAGAGAGGGUGUCUGAAGUGGCAGCACCGACAGCGGAGGAAUGGCAGCCUCAGAGGGAUCUGCUGAAGGAAGCGGUUCCUCUGGCAGUGCCAAAGGUUUUCCGCCGGCAGCGGCCAGCCCACAGGGGCCUGGAGAAGCUGCUGCAGGAGUUCUCCCGCCAAGGGCACACCCUGUCCCAGGUGUGCAGAGAGAAGGCGGUGCUGGCGCAAGAGAACGCUGCUCUGGAAGCCCGACUGGCAGCCACGGAGCGGGACCUGCGAGGCCUUUCAGAGCAGCUGGCAGAGGCCAGGUCAGAGAAGGAGAGCCUGCAAAGCAGCCUGCUGGAGGCUGAGCAGCACAUAUGGGAGCUGGAGAUGGCCAGGAGCCCUGUGGAAGCCCAAGUGCACAGGGCCAGGCAGGCCAAGGAGGCGAUACUGGAGGAUGUGAGGGGCCUUCGUUGUGAGCUGCUGGCUGUAAGAGCUCUCAGCCAGCAGCAAUGUGAAGACAUGGCUGAACAGCUCCGCUGGGCACAAGAACAGUGCUGCAAGGCUCUGAGACUCUGGCAAUCUGCCCAGGAAGAGGAAAAAAGGAACCUCAUGCAAAAACUGGAGAGACAACUGGAAGAGCAGCAUGUGGAGGCACGGAAGCAGCUGGAGGAACGGGCAAACUUCCUGGCAGAGGUGCUGCAGGAAGAGCAGCGUCAGAAGGCUUGUGUCAUCCACAAGGUGUACCAGCUGCAGAGAGAGCUGAAGCAAAGUGAGCAGCUGAGGCAGAAGCUGAAUGAGCAGUGGCAGAAUGAGCAGGUCAUGCUGCAGGCUGAGCUGCAGGAAGCUGAGAGAAAGAUGAGGGCAAUGGAGAAGAGGCACCAAGAGGAAAUGGAAAGGAUGCACAAGGUCCUGCUGCAGUACAGGCUGGCUGAAGAAAAGCAGGUGGAUGCAGGAUCUGCCAUCGAAGCUGCUGGUGCAGCAGCAUCCUGCCAAGAAGCCUCCUCUCCACAGCCUGAAAACCAGAGCAUGAGCAGCUCGGCCCGCUCAAGCCAGGAGAGAGAGAAGCAGUUCCUGAAGCUGCUGAGGUGUGUGGUGAGUGUGGAAGAUCCAGAAAAGAAGUACACUGGAUGGGAACAUCUUGGCAGUGGGGGCUUUGGAGCUGUUUAUAAGGCCUUCGACACUGCCACAGGACAAGCGGUGGCUGUAAAGGAACUUUAUCUCCAGCACCAGGGCUGUGAGGGAAUAUUAAAAGAAAUCCUGCUCAUGAGAGAAAAUAAGAACGCCAAUAUUGUCAGCUACUUAGAAAGCUACCUUGUGGAUGAGGCUGUCCUGCUGGUGUUGGAAUAUAUGGAUGGAGGCUCCUUAGCUGAUGUGGUCACCGUGAGAAGGAUGGCUGUAGGACACAUAGCAACAGUGUGUCGGGAGUGCCUGCAAGGCCUGGCUUUCCUUCAUGCCAAGCAGGUGAUCCACAGAGACAUCAAAAGUGACAACAUCCUUCUGGGCUGGGACGGCUCCGUCAAGCUGGCUGAUUUUGGCCUCUGUGCUGUGCUCAGCCCUGAGCACAGGAAACGGAGGUCGAUGGUCGGGACCACUUACUGGAUGGCACCCGAGGUCGUGAGAAGAGAGCCUUACGGCCCCAAAGUGGACACCUGGUCCCUUGGCAUUGUGGGAAUAGAAAUGGCCACAGGAGAGGCUCCUUAUAUGCAGGAGACCAGUGACAAGGCCAGCUACCUGAUAGGCAAGCAAGGGGUUCCAAAUCUGCACCAGCUCAGGCUACCCCCUGGCUUGUGUGAAUUUCUGGGCUGCUGCCUGCAGAUGGAUGUGGACAGGCGAGGCUCUGCCAAGGAACUUCUGCAGUCCUGUGAUGAGGAAGAAGAGGACAAUUGGUCACUGGCCCAGUCAUGUCCAGGCAGCAGCUGGUGGCCACUUUUCUUCCUUCUUUCUGCCUUCCACAUCCCUUUGCUUUUUGGACAUGCUUCCAAGUUUUGGCUCCAUUUCCCCCUGCACUCAUGUGGUGCAAAAACGAGAGAAAUUUCAGAGUUCCAUCAUCCCAGCACCUGCCAGAGUGCAGAGGAGAUCCCCAAUUCAAACAGGAAGAAAAAUGAAUUGGGAAGACUGAAGCAGUUGCAUCCCUUGGAUUUCGAUGAAGGAACAAGAAAAGAUCCUUCCAUUGCCUCCACAUGCUCUGCAACAAGCAACCAAGCAGACUACUUGAGAAAAUACAGAGCAAUUGUCUCCUUGGAGCAACGCCAGCACUACAAGGACGACUUCAAUGCAGAAUAUGAGGAAUAUUGGAAUUUAUAUUUUAAGAUUGACAAGAUCAUCAAGAAAUUCAGACAAUUUCAGGAGCAAUGGAAGUCUCUGACUCCAGGCUCCAAAGCUUAUCAGAUGCUGCAUUAUCGAAUCCUAGCAGAUUAUCAGCAGUUACAACAGGGUAGCCCCAGCUACUCUGAAAUGAAGAGUGGGUGCCAGUACCUCCACAAGAAGCUGGCCCAUAUUCAGAGCCGCAUUUCUGAAUUUGACCAGCAGUGAGUGGAGUACUGGCACCAGACAUCAGCUUCAGCAUGGAAGAUCUCUGAAAUCAGGAUUUUUCAUUUCAACUAGAAGAUUAGAUUUUUUAGGAUUCUUUAAAUUAGUACAGAAGAGUAGGUUAUCUUAGCACUGAGCAGUAGGUGAUUUCUUAUAAAUGUAGGAUUAGUUCAAAGAAGUUUAGUAAGUUUAAGUCAAAGUUGAAAGAUGAUAGUAUUGAAAUUUAACAAUAAAGAAAUCUCACUAUUGGUAA
Messenger RNA from Passer domesticus (house sparrow), 3468 nucleotides. Its product is annotated as cyclin-dependent kinase 11B-like. The record is from RefSeq and is a predicted model, not a curated record. Gene Ontology annotation, molecular function: protein serine/threonine kinase activity; ATP binding. Gene Ontology annotation, cellular component: cytoplasm. Bases 459 to 3218 code for a protein of 919 amino acids. The transcript is spliced from 23 exons. Lineage: Eukaryota; Metazoa; Chordata; Aves; Passeriformes; Passeridae. Gene Ontology annotation, biological process: regulation of MAPK cascade; protein phosphorylation; regulation of axonogenesis.